This is a messenger RNA of Pipistrellus kuhlii (Kuhl's pipistrelle), 680 nucleotides long. Its product is annotated as probable cystatin-15. Lineage: Eukaryota; Metazoa; Chordata; Mammalia; Chiroptera; Vespertilionidae. Gene Ontology annotation, molecular function: cysteine-type endopeptidase inhibitor activity. Bases 52 to 438 code for a protein of 128 amino acids. The transcript is spliced from 3 exons. The record is from RefSeq and is a predicted model, not a curated record.
GCCAACUCAACACUUGCGUGCUGCUGGCCUCCAGGGCUGACGCCAGGCAGCAUGCUCCUGAAGGUGCCUCUGCUUUUGGGGCUCAUUGCACUGGAAGCUCCAGUCUGCAGUUCCAAGUAUGUGGACGUUAGUAAGGACGCGCAGUUAUUUGCCAUAGGUGUGGAGUUUGCCAUGUUUCAGUUCAACCAAGCCCAGGUGGAUGAGUAUGCUUACAAGCUGCUGUGGGUGGGGAGAAGCCAGCGCAAGCUGUUUUCUUGGAAUUAUUUAAUGGACUUGAAUAUGGGCCGCACUGUUUGUAAGAAACAUGAUGAAGACAUUGACAACUGCCCUUUGCAAAAAGGCCCAGGCAUGAAAGAGGUGAACUGCACCUUUCUUGUGGAUGCCCGACUAUGGAUUUCUGAGUUCACCCUCCUGGAGAGCACCUGCAUGCCGACAUAGGUGGGGAAGGAGUGCCUGCUUCUCACAGCAGAAGAUUCUUUUCCUCUAGAGAGUGACAGUUGGUCUGUCUUUGAAGUGUCAGGGAAAUUAAAGGCAUCUCAGAGCACUUUCUGGGUCCCUGUCAGUUUUGCGUUCUCCUGUUUAUUUUCCAGAGAAAGUUCUGCCAGUGGCAGAGAAUUUAUCACUAUUAUUCUUACCUUGGCUGCAGUUGCAGAGUGUUGAGUAAAUCCAACUUCCCAGUU